CUGAUUUUCCCUCGUUUCACUUCGCUCAUAACCUCGAAUUUCGCCGACAACAAUAAAAUUUGUUUAUUGUUUUUUUUUCAGAAUAAUAACAAAAUUAGGGAGAAAGUUAUCGUGAAGGUGCAGACAUGAGACUAGAAGUCUUUACAAUUAUUUGUGUGUUAUUAUCUGUUAAUGGGGAGGAGAAAAAGGUGAAAUCAUGGAAGGAUAAGGAUAUUAGGGACAUGACGGAUGCUGACAUGGAGAGGCUGUUGGAUCAGUGGGAGGAGAAUGAGGAGCCUCUCGAGGAUGACGAACUGCCGGAACACCUGCGGCCAGCUCCACAGAUUGAUUUUUCACAGAUUGAUCCAACGAAUCCUGACAAUCUCCUCCGAGUCACGAAACAAGGAAAGAACGUCAUGAUGUUCGUGGACGUUCGAGACGAACUUUCCGAGACUGAAGCGGAGACUAUAAUGAAAAUUUGGCAGGGGAGUUUACAAAAUAAUCACAUUAACACAGAGAGGUACCCAAUCGAGUCCAAACGCUCGAUAUUCAUGUUUCGAGAGGGAUCACAGGCGGUGGAUGCUAAAAAUUAUUUGAUAGAACAACCAGAAUUGAAGCAUGUUACUCUCGAGGGCAAUAACUUCCAAGGGAAACAUGUCGACAAGGAAUACAAAAGUGCAGACAAGAAGAGAAAAUCGGAAAAUACUGAGUUAUGAUUCGAAAUUAUGACGUGGAAUUUGAAGGCUGUGCCAGCAAUAUUUCUCUAUCAAUUAAUUAAUCAAUGAAUUCCAUAUUUUUCAUAACAAAUCUCUUUUAUUUCGUCCAUUUCUCUCGAGUCAAAAUGUUGUAUUGUUUUUUUUUUUUGGACGCAUCGAAUAAAGAAAAUUAAU
Diachasma alloeum is the source of this 869-nucleotide messenger RNA. RefSeq names its product LDLR chaperone boca (gene boca). Gene Ontology annotation, biological process: protein folding. The record is from RefSeq and is a predicted model, not a curated record. The transcript is spliced from 5 exons. Lineage: Eukaryota; Metazoa; Arthropoda; Insecta; Hymenoptera; Braconidae. Bases 126 to 695 code for a protein of 189 amino acids.